Molecule: messenger RNA, 1305 nt
Organism: Penicillium salamii
Lineage: Eukaryota; Fungi; Ascomycota; Eurotiomycetes; Eurotiales; Aspergillaceae
Source: the annotation of a GenBank genome assembly
AUGGAUUAUUCAUUGGAAAACCACGCUUCCUAUAUUGGCCGUCCGGCUAGCGAGUUGCCUACGCCAGCUCUGGUGCUUAGCAAGCCUGUGCUGGAGCACAACACGAGCAUACUGCUCGAGGAUGUGAAGCAACUUGGAAUCAAGUUCCGGCCUCAUGUGAAAACACUCAAGUGCACCGAGGUCACUCGCAUGAUGUUGGGUAAUGGUACCCACCGGCGAAUUGUCGCAUCGACUCUAGCCGAGAUCCGGGGAUCCUUGGAGUUGGUGAAGAGCGGAGAACUAGACGAGGUAUGUACCAAUUGCUUCCUAUUCAAACAUGGACCUCCACCAAGUCAAUUGUUAUUGAAUACUAAUUGUCGACAGUGUCUCUAUGGUCUUCCGGUCUCCGCCAGCGCUCUGCCUUUCCUCGAGACAUUGACCAAGUCCCUGAAAAUCAUUCUCAUGAUCGACAGCGAGCAGCAAAUUGACCUACUUGAGUCAUACGCCUCCAAAUCUCCCUCCGUAGCAUCAUGGCCCGUCUUUAUCAAGAUCGACGUUGGUUCCAAGCGCGCGGGUCUGGUCAACAACUCACCAUCUCUCCCAAAACUGAUUCAACGCAUUGAAUCUUCUUCCGCUGCUAACGUAUACGGGUUCUACUGCCAUGCCGGCCACUCAUACGCGUGUCGUACAGAAGAUGCAGCUGCUGCUGUGCUCCACACUGAGGUCGAGGGAGUUGUCGAGGCUGCGAGAUUCCUGGUAGAUGACAAGUCCGAUAGACGGAUCGUUGUCUCCGUGGGAUCCACUCCCACAGCACAUGUGAUUAAGAGAUUGCAGGGUGUCUUACCACCAGGCAUGGAACUGGAAUUGCACGCUGGAAAUUACCCGUCCAAUGAUCUCCAGCAGGUCGCGACAUCUUUGGUUGAACCGACGCAGCAGGCCGUGCGCAUUCUUGCGGAUGUCUGCAGCGUCUAUCCGGACCGCAAUGAGGCACUCAUCAACGCAGGCACGAUUGCUCUAGCGAAAGAAACAAGUGAGUUCCCUGGGUUUGCGAUUGCUGUCGAUCGACCCCAGUGGAGUGUUGUGCGGAUGGCGCAGGAGCAUGGUAUUUUGGGUUGGGCGAAGUCAGAACAGACGGACAGACUUGUUGCAAAGACGGGCUCGAAGUCGACUGAGGGUGAUCAGGUGGAGACUGCCUUCAAGGUCGGGGAUAAAGUUAUGCUUUAUAUCCAACAUGCUUGCAUCACGGCUGCUAUGCAUUAUGCUUAUUACGUUGUUGACGAGCAGGAUAUUGUCCGGGAGACUUGGGUCCCGUGGAAGGGAUGGUGA